UUCUUUUAUGAACCCCGCUCGUUUCCGACUUCUGCGAUGUAGCAUACACCAUCUAAUACAUCAUACCAAAUGGAUGUUCCCAAAGGGACCAUCGUUUUCACCACUGUUGGCCGCCAAUCCUAUGGCUUCGACGUUUACUCCGUCAAAGUCCCUUCCCACCUUACCACCUCCACCUUUUCCAACUCCGAUGAACGCUGCCUCACCAACGGCAUAUCUCUCAACUUCAACGCCCAAUUUACUGAAGACAAUCAAUCCAUCGUUUACAUUUCCGAAAGAUCUCAUUUCCCUGCCAUUUUCAUAUCCAAACCUGAUCUUCCCUUACCUCAGCGACUCCCUGGAAUUCCAGAAAGCCUUUUCCAUGACCGUCCCAUCAUAAAAGAUAACCGUCUCUACUUCAUUUCGGCUCAUCAAGAGCCAGAUAAGCUUUACAAAAGCUGGAACGCUCUUUACGCCAUAGAUCUGAAUCAAGAAGGAAAUAGUGUUACUCGUUUGACUCCUUAUGGUGUUAUUGACUAUAGUCCCGCUGUUUCUCUAUCUGGAAAGUAUAUAGCCGUUGGAUCGUACGGGUCUCGCAUUUGGGAUGUUGAAUUUCAGAUGCUUACUACGGAUAUUGUUGUUUUCAAACAAUCCGACCCCGAGAAUCGAGUUGUUGUUUGUGAAAGAGGCGGUUGGCCUACUUGGUCAGGUGAUUCCACUAUUUAUUUCCAUCGCAAGGCUGAUGAUGGAUUUUGGAGCAUUUUUCAAGUUAAUUUCUCCGAUGAUCUUUCUGAGCUUCCAUGUGCUCCGGUUCGGGUUACUCCGCCAGGUGUUCACUGUUUGACUCCUGCAGCUAUGCACGAUGGUAAAAGAAUCGUCGUCGCGACUAGACGGCGGGGCAAGGUUCACAGGCAUAUUGAGAUAUUUGAUAUUGUCUCAAAGACUUUUUAUCCUGUUACUCAGCUCAUCAACCCGAGUUUCCAACACUAUAACCCCUUUGUGUCUCAAGAUUCGUUGUUUAUCGGGUAUCACCGAUUUAGAGGUGAGUCAGCUCCUGGAGAGACCACAAUUCCAAAUUUGGAACCUGUAAAAUCUCCGAUCGAGGGUAUACGUUUGCUGCGACUCAACGGAUCAUUUGCCUCGUAUUCUCCAGAUAGUGAUUAUAUAGCAUUUAAUGCUGGCUUAAGCCAAGGCUUACACAUCGUUAGAUCAAACGGUUCAAAGCGAUGGACUUUAUUCAGCAGAGACCGCACAGCUUUCUACACCUCAUGGAGUCCCACGGAGAAAAACGUGAUCUACACAACUCUGGGUCCAGUCUUCGCGCAUGUUAAUAGAACGGUGCAAAUUGCACGUGUAACCUUUGACCCAUCUGAUCUGAAGCCUGAUCGUAACGAAAUCCCAUGUGAUGUGAAGAUGCUAACGGGAGAAGACUCAGGGAAUAAUGCCUUCCCAGCCUGCUCACCCGACGGUAAGUAUCUCGUGUUCCGCUCUGGUCGGUCUGGUCAUAAGAACCUCUACAUAAUGGACGCCGUCGAGGGAGAGUUUAAAGGUGAUAUACGCCCGUUAACGGAGGGAGCAUGUAUUGAUACAAUGCCUUGCUGGUCACCUAAAGGUGAUCUUAUAGCGUUUUCUUCGAACAGACAUAAACCGGAACAUGCUAACCCAUUUAGCAUCUAUGUGAUAAAACCGGACGGCUCUGGUUUAAGGAGAAUCCACCUGGAGGGAUCGGAAAGGUUGAGCGAGGAGGAGAGGGAGUGGAUGGAGAGGAUAAACCACGUGACGUUUAGCAGCGAUGGAGAGUGGCUUUUGUUCACAGCCAACUUGGGAGGCCUAUCUGCUGAGCCAGUGGCGGUUCCACGUCAGAUUCAGCCGUACGGUGAUAUAUAUGUUGCCAGGUUGGAUGGGAGUGGACUGAGGAGGCUGACGUGGAACGGUUACGAGAAUGGGACGCCAGUGUGGUACCCAGGGUUCCAUGAGGUGCAGUCGCACCCAGAGAAUAAGCCGCAGUUGAUUUCAGGGAACCUGCGUAAUCUGAAAUUGCAUGAAGAGGUGGGGAAGAAUCUUCAUAGCGUGGAUGAAGAAAAACUCAGUGGCCAGUUUAAUGAUCUAACAUGGCUGAGUAUUGAAUAAAUAAUAGUACGGCGAGUUGGUAAUUUCGUUUGCUGAGGUGUGUUUGAAACAAUAUUUAAACAAUAAGAUUGAGAUUUACUUUGGUGGGGAGUGGGGACGUAUACAGUUGUUGAUUCAAUUUGAUAAAUGAGCCUACAGAUAAUGUUGAUUCACUUUCACACCGUUUUAAGUGUAUACCACAAAUGCUCUCCAACCCUUCUUCUGGCAGACUCACUUUCUCUUUUAUAGGUAGAAAGGGAAAUGUUUUAGCCCAUUUUUUAUCCCAUAGAUAUGCCUACUGUCCUUCAACUAUGUUUAACUCUUUGAAUUUUGUACAAUUCCUACCUAUGGUUUUAUUUUUAAAAAAAUAAUGUAUACCACAAAAGUUUUUUUC
Molecule: messenger RNA, 2479 nt
Organism: Ricinus communis (castor bean)
Lineage: Eukaryota; Viridiplantae; Streptophyta; Magnoliopsida; Malpighiales; Euphorbiaceae
Exons: 1
Coding region: 70-2106 (678 amino acids)
Source: RefSeq, a predicted model, not a curated record